Molecule: messenger RNA, 1367 nt
Organism: Haliotis rufescens (red abalone)
Lineage: Eukaryota; Metazoa; Mollusca; Gastropoda; Lepetellida; Haliotidae
Product: WAS/WASL-interacting protein family member 1-like
Exons: 4
Coding region: 220-483 (87 amino acids)
Source: RefSeq, a predicted model, not a curated record
AAUGCGAGCUCUUAUAUUACUUCCUGGUCGGAGUAUAUUGACACUUGCAUAUCUACACUGCACAUGCGCCCUUGCACACUGCUAUCUCGGGGAAAUGGGAUUUACAGAAAGUUAUUGUUUCGGAAAGUUAGGAUAAAUAUAUCAUGAAACAAAAUACCCCAGUUUCAUAAUGGUAUAACUGACAACUGGAUAGGGUCGGAUUACCUCCAUAUUGACAAGAUGGCCAAGCUGCUGUCAGUGAAUUCUACAGUCCCACCGCCAUUGCCUGAGAGAACACGUCGACCGGUAUCUAGAUCUGUACCAGAUAUAUCAGAUUUCGAAGCUAGAUUCAGAUUUCACGGAAUCCGCGAGUUGCCGUCACCCGAGCCCUACACGCCGUGCAAAAAGACUUACCCAAGUGCUCUUGUUGCCAAGCAACCACGAGAAAGUCCGCCUCCCCCUCCACCCCCAAGGCGACAACGCCCAUCCCUCCCGGCCCUUUGACGUCACAAAGUAGCUCGUAGCAUCUUGCGUUUUGCCGACUUGCUCGUGAUCAUCGCCAAGAAUGGCCAACAUCUCAACAGAAGCAGCGUGUGACUUAGCAUCAGACAUUUCGAUUGGAAAAGUUAAGGAUGGCAAAGACUAACAAAUAGCCGAGAUUCAUAUAUAUUGGUUCAUCACUGGCAUCAUCUUAUUGGUUUCCCUUUAACAUUCGUCACCACUCGCCCCUUUCCGUAACCUGCAAGACGGCUUGUCCCGGAAUAACACGAGUUGGUCACGAAUGUCCCUUUAACUGUACGGUAACAGAGAGCACCAAUGGGCUUGAAGGAGAAGUGCGACAUCCGUUAGCUAAGGCAGAGUUGCAUCAAUCUACAGACUGGUUCGUAGUAACUGUUUUAACUACGACAGCAGACUCCAGCAUCGUUCAAGACACACCCUCAGAUGCUUUAAUCUCCAGGUUGAGCCAGUUCCAUAGACCCAGAAGCUCCAUAGAUUAUUCAUGACAUGGGACACAGUCCGUAUGAAGAAUAUAGAUGUGAAUCAUUUCAUCGAUUUCUCAUAUCAACCCUUCAACAGCUGAUGAAUAAAGUUACUAUGCUUACUGUACUAUGAAACUGUGGACAAAGGUCACGCUGUGUGACUGUUUAAGCUGAACUCUUGAACAGUGGCUUUUUGUGAGAAGGGCAAUGUGUGAAAUUUGUGUUUAUGUAAACACACAUAGCCAUGUUUUGGAUGUGGGGUUUCUUAGAACAUAUUAUUACUUAAUGUUGUAUAUGUAUAGAUUCAAUCAAUAUGAUUCAGUCCCAAGCAUACAUUACGUGUUUUGGUGUUUUAAUGACCUGCACUCUGUACUGUAAUUUAAUGCAUUAAAACAAUACAGAUAAUGA